UUGGGCCAAUGACGCAGUCCCACCAGCCCACAGCCCACACCGUCUUACACUCACCGCGCGCACUCGUCGUCGAGCGCCACUUCCAUGCCGCUGCACGGCCUCAUCUCCGACGCGCUCCUCACACUCCACCGCCCGCUCGCCGACGGAUGCCGGACCUUCUCAUCUCGCCUCCUUCACUCGGCCAACCCUCUUCUGCUGCCACCUCUCCAACUCCCACCCAGAAACCCCAUCUCCUUCUCGCUUCCCCCUUAUCGCCAUCUCCGAUCCGCGGCUACGAUCAAUUCUCAGGCUUUUUUUGAUCUUUCGCAAGAUCCUAGGUUUUUCGAAGUUGAGCUUAAAGUCCGUGACUAUGAACUGGAUCAAUAUGGGGUUGUUAACAAUGCUGUCUAUGCUAGCUAUUGCCAACAUGGUCACCAUGAACUCCUGGAAAAGAUUGGCCUUAGUGCAGAUGCAGUUGCUCGCACUGGCAAGUCACUAGCGCUUUCUGAGCUGUCCCUAAAAUUCAUCUCUCCCUUGAGAAGUCACGAUAAAUUUGUUGUGAAAGUAAGGAUUUCAGGCACUUCUGCUGCCCGAAUUUUCUUCGACCACUUAAUCUUCAAGCUGCCUGAUCAAAAGCCAAUUUUAGAAGCGAGGGGCACAGUCGUCUGGCUCGACCGGAACUAUCGUCCUAUUCGUAUUCCUGCUGAGUUUAAAACAAAAUUGCUCAAGUUUUCUGCUGCAGAUGAUCCCAAUUUAGAAUUUUUUUUCUUGAGAAAAUCUCACCAGUUUUGCUGAAAUAAAUCUGAAUUUCUGAAAGGUGAAGUGUUUUUUCCUUUUUAGUAAUUUUCAUCAAUCCAAACGCACCAUAUUAUUCUUAAUGAAUCUCUAAUUAUUUUGCCUAGACACAUUAAUAAUUAGUGGAAAUUGCCAAAAAAACCCUCUAAGUUUGU
Messenger RNA from Dioscorea cayenensis subsp. rotundata (Guinea yam), 929 nucleotides. Its product is annotated as acyl-acyl carrier protein thioesterase ATL3, chloroplastic-like. Gene Ontology annotation, molecular function: fatty acyl-[ACP] hydrolase activity. Lineage: Eukaryota; Viridiplantae; Streptophyta; Magnoliopsida; Dioscoreales; Dioscoreaceae. The record is from RefSeq and is a predicted model, not a curated record. Gene Ontology annotation, cellular component: chloroplast.